Molecule: messenger RNA, 1461 nt
Organism: Closterium sp. Naga37s-1
Lineage: Eukaryota; Viridiplantae; Streptophyta; Zygnematophyceae; Desmidiales; Closteriaceae
Source: the annotation of a GenBank genome assembly
AUGGAUGCUAAUUGCAUCGCGUCUCUGUCCACCCAUUCACCCGUCCACCCGUCCACUUGCUCUCGUGUGGCAUGCUCGCAGCAAAGGUCCACGUCAGCCGCACCGCCAUCCAAGAAAUCGGGUACGACCGUCUCGUCAUCUCUCCAACCUCCCCUGUCGUCAACACUAUCCCCCGACUCCCCGCCCCCCUCCCCCCUUCGGCGGAAGCUGCUGCUUGCGUCCGCGCUGCUGCCGCUGGCGUCGCUGCAAGGAAGCGGUUGCGCGCAGGCUGGCGCGGGAGGUGGGGUGGGGAAAGGCAUGGCUGCAGCAGCAUCGGCGUCAGCAGUGGCAGCAGCAGCGGAGGGGGCAUCGGUGGACGCGAUUGAGAAGACGCUGCUGAUUGUGGGUGCCGGCACGCUGGGAUCACUGGUGGCGCAGCAAUGGCAGCAGCGCUUCCCAGGAGCCAAGGUGUACGGGCAGACGAGGUCAGACACGCGCCACGAGCAACUCAGGUCAAUGGGGUUCUUUCCCAUCCUGCGUGACGUCAGCGAUGACGCCAUCACGGGCGGCGUGCCGUUUGUCAUCUUCUGCGCGCCACCGGGCGGCAGUCAGGACUACGAGGGUGACGUGAGAAGUCACCUUAUGCCGCCUCUCCUCCAAUACCUUUCCCAUGACAACCCUGCGCUCCCUCCCGCCUCUUGUUGCCGGGCAGCAGCACCCCUGUGGAACGGCACGGGUGCAUUCCUCUGCACGUCCAGCAGUGCUGUCUACGCCGUCUCUGACAACUCCUUCUGCCCCGAGGGCUCACCCACUGGCAGCAGCAGCACUAUCAACGGCACGGGUGCAUUCCUUCUCACCUCCAGCAGCGCCGUCUAUGCCGUCUCUGACAACUCCUUCUGUCCGUCCCCCUCCUACCCCUUCUUACAGGGCAGCAGCAGCCCUAUGGAACGGCACAGGCGCCUUCUUGUUCACGUCCAGCAGCGCCGUCUACGCCGUCUCAGACAACUCCUUCUGCCCCGAGGGGGCGCCUACCGUGCCGCUCGGCGCCAGCCCGCGCGUCGACGUGCUGCUAAAAGCCAAGGCGCCGCCCUGCAGGCGGGCGGCAACGUGGUGCGGCUGGCAGGGCUGUACACUCUGGAGAGGGGCGCACACACGUACUGGCUACGACAGGGGACGGUGGAUCAGCGGCCUGAUCACAUUCUCAAUCUUAUCAGCUAUGAGGACGCGGCAUCCCUGUGUGCAACCAUUCUAGCAGCGCGGCCGCGAGGGCAGAUCUUCAUGGGCUGUGACAACCACCCUCUCUCCAGGCAAGAGCUAAUGGAUCUGACGGUGAGGAGCGGCCGGUUCGAGGGCGAGUUCAAGGGCUUCACGGGCACAGAGGGGCCGCUGGGCAAGCGCAUGUGCAACGAUGCCACGCGGGCUGCCCUGGGGUGGGAGCCCACUCACAAGAGCUUUGCUCACUUCCUUGGCCUCGAGUCGUAG